Molecule: messenger RNA, 5067 nt
Organism: Marchantia polymorpha subsp. ruderalis
Lineage: Eukaryota; Viridiplantae; Streptophyta; Marchantiopsida; Marchantiales; Marchantiaceae
Source: the annotation of a GenBank genome assembly
GGCUUGAGCUUCGUGGCUCGGAUGGAGAAAUCUCUGAGGUGAACUGUGUCUGGCUUGAAUCCAGUAUGUUUAUACAUAGGGCGUGUUUAUGGACGUACUCGAAGGACUCCGAGAGCUCGUCGCUCUUGACAGCGACCUUCGGUUGGAGCGUCGACUGGGCAGGUCUAUCGAGGAAUUCAUGCUUCCCGUUUGUUGUACCAGACGUGCACGGGAUUGUUAUUUCUGGCCCGUGCUGGCCACAGGUGUAGAGAUUCAGAUGUGCAGUCCGUCGUUCGCCCACCUUGGUACAGGUUCGCAGCCCAUGACAUCUGCCGUGCCGGUUCAUUCGAUCGAUGGCCAAGCUUCAGGAUCGCCAGCUCGGUGGUGAGGCUCUAGCUGCAUAGCUGUCCUCUCUCUCUUCAAGGAUGGAUUUCGAGGAGAAAAGUGCCGCCAGUAUCAGGAAGAAGCUGUCUGAUCUGGCGAGAACCGAGAAGGGCACUUCGGACCACGAUCGACAUUACAACUCGCUUUGGGAUGAGAUCGGAAGCACACAGUGCCUUCAGUUGCGGGGCCAGUACGAUGUGGAGCAGGGAUGCUGGAACCAGAGUCUGAGCGACGAUGAGGCGAAGGCUCUGGUGGAAGUGCUGCAGGAGGCCGACUUGAGUCGGCUGGCGAAGCUGGACCUGUCUGAGAACCUGCUCGACGAGCGAACGAUCGUGGCCGUGUUCAGAGUUCUGGAGUCGGGACGCUGUGGCAGCUUGACGCACUUGGAUUUGUCCAUAACUUCUUACGAUGUGGAAGUGGAAAUGGAAUGCAGUAAGGCCAUCGCGGCAGCCUUGAGGUCCGGGCAUCUGAGCGGGCUUCGGCAGCUAUCGUUGCCCCCGUGUCACGUGCCCACCAUCGCCGAAGCUUUGCGCUGCGGAGCAGUAUCGAACCUCGACCAUGUGGACCUGGAGGGCAGCAGGGAGCUGGAGCAGAGAAGUCAUGAGAUGAGGGAAGUUCUGGAUGCGGGGCUGCUCUCGCGAGUUGUCCAUCUCAGCCUCCGGAAUUGCUGUUUAGAAGCAGACGCCGUGGCGGUUCUCGCGCGCGCUAUGGAAUCGAAUCCAGGGUCCAAAUUGAAGCACUUAGAUUUGUCCUGGAAUCCUCUUCGACACGGCGGGAGCGUAGCGAUUGCAGGGCUGUGGAGUUCCGGUCACCUGUCGAAUCUGGAGUACCUAUCGCUGUGCAAGUGCGAGAUCCUCGACGGCGGGAUGAGAGUGAUCUCCGAGGCCAUGUCGGGAAGGGCGUCCGUGCUCAAGUUCCUGAAUGUGGAGGAGAACAAAAUCGGAGACGCCGGAAUGGCAGAGUUGUUGAAGGCGCUGCGCUCGGGGCAUCUACCCCGGCUGGAAGCGCUGAUCAUCCGAUUCAACUGGAUUCAGGAAGAGGGAAUGCUGGCCUUGGCGAAUUUCCUGGAGGAGGGCCGGUGCUCCGCAAGUCUCAAGGAGCUGCACCUGUUCGAAGUGAAUGUGUCGGAACGAAGCGCCCGAGCCUUCGUCUCGGCCUACUCGAGCAACGAGGCUCUGACCUUACAGCUGAAGACUUUUCCGUGGCCCAACACUUCCUUCGCAACCAACGCCGAGAAAUUCCGCAAGCGUAAUGUGGCCUUCACUUCUGCCAGACACAACUUGAAGGACGAGAAGGACGUGCCAGCAACCACCGGCAAGGCGUUCCUGUGCGGAUUUCAGAAGGUUGGGAAAACAACCCUUCGACGAACUCUGCAGCAGAGCAAAGUUGGCGCUAUGUGCAGACCCAUGAGAUCGAGCUGGACUGUGGGUGGCAGCAGGACAGCAGAACCUCGGACCCGAGGUAUCGAAGUUACUCACAUCGUCAAGAAGGGCCGGCGAGGCAAACCGGACGUGGUGCUCGCCAUCUGGGAUUUGGCGGGCCAAGCCGAGUACCGAGUGCUGCACAGCGCCUUCUGCCUGGCGGAGGGCAAGGCGACCAUCUUCGUCAUUGUGUGCAACGCCACUUACGAGCCAGGCCACUCGGAGACGGAACUCCUGUUCUGGUUGAGGUUCGUCGCUUCCAGCUGCGAGCCAGGGAUCAAACGCCAUGUCUUGGUGGUGCUGAACUGCUUCGGUGGACGGGAAUGUUCGGAGCUGGUCAUGUGGGUGGACUUGCUCAUGAAGCAGAAAGACACAUUCCAGGAUUUAUUGCACAUCCGUGCCACUCCUUUCGUUCUGGAUGCUCGAAAGCGUGCGUCGGUGGGUGAGUUGAAGAGGCAUUUGAUCGCUCUGUGCCGAGAGUUAUUGCAAGGCCAGUUCAUGCCAGGGAUCUGUCAGAAAUUUCCUAAACUUCUGAACAAGAGGAAAGCAAAUCCGGAUUUUCGAAAGUUUCCUGUUCUCACGCUGGAAAACUUCCUACUCCAAUUCCGCGCCAAACACCAGAAUGAGAUGAACCUGAUGGCCGCCUUGGAAUUCCUUCACGAAGCGGGAAGCGUUGUCUUAUUCAAGCAGGAUAGGCUGAGGAUGUCCGAUCCGGACAUCGCAAUUGCAGGUCUUGUCGUUCUGGAUCCCAAUUGGUUUUGUCAACGAGUUGUGGGAGAGCUGCUACUCCCUGACAGUAUUCGGCAGGAGGAGCGGUCCUCAGUGGGAUUCAAAGUCGACGAAGACGGGUCGAUCUCGCUCAAGAGAUUGCACUUGUUUCUACAGCAAAAUUUAGGCACUGAGCCCGAGUCAUGGGUGGUGACCAUGCUGAUGUGUCUGGGGCUCUGCUACAGGGGUGGAGUUCAUAACGACAGAGUCCUGGUGCCUGCACUGAUCAAGACAGAUGACAUGGAUCGGUGGGAGAAAUGCGGAGUCAGGGAGGCAGCUGCACGUCAGUGGGUCAUGGGCCGCUCCCUGACCUUGAAGGACAGCGCAAAGACUGCUCUUCCGGCCGCUUUGUUCCGACAGUUGCAAGUUUCUCUGGCGCGGGAGGCAGAGUGUGAGUCCUACACGGCGUCCAAGAGUUCCUCAAACUUCAACUUUCGGAAAAUGAGCGUGCUCCUGCAGUUCGAUGUCAGCGAGAAAGAUCCAGAAGAAAGAAUCGAUAUUCUCGUCAAACCUUUGGGGUUGAUGGACGACGAUCCUGCCAGCGUUCGGAAGCAGCAGCUAAAUGUGAUCGAGGAUAUCAUGGAUAAGUUGGAGCCCAUUGGCAUUUUCUGCUGUCCAGGAGUACAGUUCCACCGAAAGGUGAUACUGCCGUGGAGUACAGCGACAUCUACGCCGUCUAUGAAAGAUAGAAUUUUAAAACCCGUAGAUUUUUUCAUCAAGAAGGUAGAGGAAGAAGGUCUGGGAUCAUGCAGCAACUGGUGUGUCGAUGGGCAAUACGUACGCUAUGAUGACUUGCUGUCGGCCGAAGACUUGGAUGGGUUAGAAAAGACCAUUGGCAGGCGGUGUAAGGGUCUCGAAGAAGGCGUUCGUGAGCUGGGGAUCGAUGUUGAUGACACCGACCUCAAUGAACUUAGUCGAGCAGUUCCCCCUGAGGAGCUUCCACUCAGCCCGGAGAGUAGCUGCAUCGUGAGAGAAAUUCGAAGACAGGGUUCUCUCACCAGGAGUGAGGUUCGGUUGCAGGGAAAACUCAUCCGAAACCACUUGGACACGAGGGUGGCAGAGCUUCAACAUAGUAUCAAAUUCAUCUUCGACAAGCAAAAUCAAAUUCUGAGGAAGUUGCACGCCUUCCACAGCUACUCUGUGGCAGAGAAGGAGAGCAGCUUGCCAAGAUUUUUGUAUCUCAAGAAAGCCUCUGCUUCUGGAUCCUGGAUUACAGUCAAGGAAGCAUUUGGGUCUACCUUUCACGUGCACCUGCUUUGUGAAGCACGGUCCGAGAAUGGCUACUUGCACGAAGUCGAAGGACAAGAAGGUGUGCAGAUAACCAAUCCAAAGAAGUGGGUGCGCAAGCUUCAGCCUUUGUUGGAAUGGUCCCUGGCAGUCGCCAUCGUUGUAGCAAGAGUUGUAGGAGCUACGGCGUUGCCUGGACUGGGAUUGCUUCUCCCAAAUUUACCCUACUCGGAAGGCGCAAACUUAGCUCUUGUCGUAGAGUCUGUUGCUACUCUCGGAGAAAGCGCCCUCAGGAGUGGGAACCACCAAAUUGAUGCUCCUGGAUCAUCAGCGCAACAUCCAAUCAAUCUGAAGGACAGAGCAGAGGCGGCAGAGACACUGAGAGAAUUCAUCGAGGCAGUUGGACGUGCUGAGUUUUGGCGGAAAAUAGGCCUUAGGAAAGCAGCACUGAGGGACAAAGAUGGUACACUUGCGAAGUGUGCUUGGAUUUGUGAGAAAUGCUACAGCUCCUAUAAAAAGAAUGGGACCUUAGUAGCUGAUAUUACCCCUUGACUGCAAGUCCAGAACAGCCACCUGCUUCAGGUUUCAAAAAUUGAAAGGACGAGAAAGCUGUUGCAAGCGGAGGACGCAUCCACCAUCCUUGUCUCAACUAUUUACACCUUGGGAACCCUCAUCUUGGAUGAAUCAAGCGACGUAGUUACGCCGUGUCUGUCUCAUCAAGGUUAGGAAUCACUUUGGGCACUCGUUACAUCAGUUCUUCAUACCGCUUGUUCAAAGCUUGUCAGGAUAUAGUUUCUUUCUCUACAUGACGACGCCGUCCCAAGAGUAAGUCAUGUCACACGUGCAGAAAACAUCCAGAGGUUAUUUUUAUUUCUACAUAGGGAAUCACACAUGCAGAUUCGAAAAAAACAAUUCUAGAUUGGAAGUGGAGCAGGUCAACUUGAAACAUGUAACAUCUUAAGCCUGGAAAUGCUUGCAGUCUAUCUGGUUCACAUCUUUUAAAUAGUUUUUUAGGUUUAAGUUCAGAUUUUAUUUAUUUACAGAUUCUCUUUCAGGGACUGAUGUCAUUUUCACUAGAAAAACUAUUAGGUCAAAUUAAUUAUCGUAGUAGGUCUCAGCCAGAUUAAAAAGAAAUUGAUAUUUAUCUAUAUUUACAAGAAUAUGAAGAGUUUGGAGAACUCUCAAGAUUGACUUUUAUAUCAGCCGGAGCAAAGUUUUGCUGUCCAGUUGUAAGAGGCAAACUACAAAUUACAAAUAUUUGAAAAAUUAUUAUAUGUGAAGUGUGCAG